UGUGUGGACUGUGUGUGUGUGUAUCCAGUGAAAAAUACCCGGAGACGGACUGAGACAGUUUUCUAACCGGACAAAUGUGUGUGGCCUAUAAAUAUACACUAGUAACCCCAGCGGAAUCAUCUCAUGGACACCACUGUGUAUCGGACAUGAGGGAAUAAUCGGAGGACACACGGCUCGUCUGCAGCUAACGCUUUCUGUGUUGAGAGUGGGAUCACAGCUGCUGGCUACGAAAAUGUCGGGAAAAAUAGAGAGCAAGCAAGACUCGCAACGGUCCCAUCUGUCCUCGUUCACCAUGAAACUGAUGGACAAGUUCCACUCUCCCAAGAUCAAGAGGACUCCAUCCAAGAAGGGCAAGCAACUGCAGCCCGAGCCAGCAGCCAAGAGUACAGAGAAACCUGCAAACAAGAAGGUGAGUCGUCUGGAGGAGCAUGAGAAGGACGUGGUCAGUGCGCUGCGCUACUUCAAGACAAUCGUGGACAAAAUGGUCGUGGAGAAGAAGGUGCUGGAGAUGCUUCCAGGCUCGGCUAGCAAGGUGCUCGAAGCCAUCCUGCCUCUGGUUCAGGUCGAGGCCCGGAUACAGCACAGUUCGGCGCUGUCUUCCUGCCAUAACCGUGUCUAUCAGAGUCUGGCCAACCUUAUCCGUUGGGCAGACCAGGUGAUGCUGGAUGGGAUCGACCUGGAGGACAAGGAAAAUGUGGCGUCCGUCACCAGCGUCAUCAAAGCAGUGCUGGAUGGAGUAAAGGAAUUGGUGAAGCUGACCAUCGAGAAACAGGAGCAGCCGUCACCCACCACCCCAACCAAACCAGCAGCACCUGCUCCCACAGCCGAGAGCAGCGUGCCGUCCGAGAUGCCCUCGAUAGAUCGGGAGCAGGAGGUCUCGAAUAAGACGGCUCCGGCUGCUACUCCCGCAGAAGCUGCCUCUGACAUACCAGAUGAGGAUGUGGCCCCCCCCAAACCCCCCCUUCCUGAAGCCAAAAUGGCAGAGCUCAGAGCACAGUUGAGUGCUGACGCUGGCCAAAGGAGACCCUCUCAGAAGGAGAACCCUCCACCAGCUCUUCCUCCUAAGAAGCGUCAGUCGGCCCCUUCGCCUACACGGGUUGCAGUGGUCGCCCCGAUGAGCCGCGGCUCCAGUCUGCCCUGCAGCGUUCACAGACAGCAGCAGGACUAUGAGCAGGAGUUCCUUCAGAGGCGUUUCUCUGGGGGGAGCCAGUCGUACGGGGGCGACUCCCCACGCCUGUCUCCAUGCAGCAGCAUGGGGAAGCUGAGCAAGUCUGAUGAACAGCUCUCCUCCAUGGAGCAGGACAGUGGUCAGUGUUCUCGUAACACCAGCUGUGAGACGCUUGACAACACAGAGAAUUACGACCCGGACUAUGACUUCCUCCAUCAGGAUUUGUCAGCGGGGGAGAACCUGCCCCCGAUCCCGGUGGGAGGGUGCCUGAGCCCCCUGCCCGAGUCUCACAGCGAGUCCUCUUCCCCGGUCCCCGGACAGCAUCCCUCGCAUCCCCGCUUCAGUGCUCCUCCACCCCAGCAGCAGCCAGAAUACUGGACCCCACAGCCCAAUCAAACCAACCCCUUACUGUCACGUAUAAGCGCGCCCCCCGCCCUUCCCCAGAAGAAGCGCCGCAGCACCCAGUCGCCCUUCCUCGACGGAGGGUCCAGGGUGCUGUAUGAGCGCUACCCCUCCCAAUAUGACAACUUGUCAGAAGAGGAGCUGCACCCUACACCGCCUUUCCCGCUGUUCACACCCAUCUCCCCCAUGCCCCAGACAAACGGGGGCGCGUUCGUCGCCCAGUACAUAGCCAGCGAGAAUGCAGAUGUCCCCUCCAGCCCACCGCCACUGCCAGAAAAGAAAAGCAGACACAUCCUCCAGUACAUGCAGUUUGUGGAAGACUACUCCGAGCCGCAGCCCUCCAUGUUUUACCAGAUGCCGCAGAGCGAGAGCAUCUACGAGCAGCGCAACAAGCGCUUCCAGGAGGUGUACUGCUUCAACGACUCCUUCAGCAGCACCGACUCAGUGCACGAGCCGCUGCUGCCUCCAGCUUUGCCCCCGAAACAAAGGCAACUGGCCUCCCACUCUUCCUCUCCCUCUUCCUCCUCCUCCUCUUCUCUCUCCUGCCACCUCCAGCCGUCCGUAGCGGCCAUGGAGGAGGCGGGCUCUGGGCUGGGCCUCAGCAUGUCCGUUUCUAACUCCUACCUGAUUGGCCAAGCUUCCUUGACCACACCCACGAGCUUGGACCAGGUUGCCUUGACCAAUGCCACCAUUCUGGAUGGCGGCGGGGGCGGGCCCAACGGUUCCCUGGCUGGCUCAAUGGGCUCUGUGGCUGUCUGUCUUCCUUCUGAGUCUUCUCUCACUGACUCUCUCCACACCUCAGCGAGCGAGAGCGCAAAUGACGAGGGCGGGGAGGGGGAGUACGUCAACUUGUACUCAUCCAACCAGGCCAAUGGAGAGCUGCCUCUCUCCCUCAGAGAAUCGAGCACAGCGGACGAUGUUCUUCAGGACCCCGUCCCUCAGAUGCCCUCCAGCAACAGCAAAGAGGCUUUGGACAAGGAAAGGAGACAGAAGUCAGCGGAGUCGGCGGGCAGCGACGAGGAAGAGGUGGACGAGCUCUCCCUCAUCGACCACAAAGAGAUCAUGAGCCGGAUAACACUAAAGCAAGAGAAUGACGACGGGCCGGACGUUCGUGCUGGAUCCGGAGAUAUUCUAUUAGUCCACGCUACAGAGACGGACCGCAAAGAUCUUGUGUUGUACUGUGAAGCCUUCCUGACUACGUAUAGGACUUUCAUAACCCCGGAGGACCUCAUUAAGAAGCUACACUACAGAUACACUCGCUUCUGCCACAGUCCCGACACCUUCAAGAAGAGAGUCAGCAAGAACACGUUCUUUGUGCUGGUCCGUGUGGUGGAUGAGCUGUGCCUGGUGGAGCUGACGGAGGACAUCUUGAAACAGCUGAUGGACCUGGUGUUCACGCUGGUGUGCAACGGCGAGCUCAGCCUCGCACGUGUGCUCCGCAAGAACAUCCUGGAUAAGGUGGAGCAGAGGAAGCUGCUGCGCUACACCAACUCCCUCAAGCCGCUCGCUGCCCGGGGGGUCUCUGCAAGACCUGGAACUCUUCACGACUUCCGCAGUCAUGAGAUCGCUGAUCAGCUCACGCUCCUCGAUGCCGAGCUCUUCUAUAAAAUUGAGAUUCCCGAGGUGCUGCUCUGGGCCAAGGAGCAGAACGAGGAGAAGAGUCCGAACCUGACUCAGUUCACAGAGCACUUUAACAACAUGAGCUAUUGGGUCCGCUCUCUGAUCAUUCAGCAGGAGAAAGCUCAAGACCGAGAGAAGCUGCUUCUCAAGUUCAUCAAGAUAAUGAAGCACUUACGAAAGUUGAAUAACUUCAACUCGUACCUGGCGAUCCUGUCGGCCCUGGACUCGGCCCCCAUCCGGAGGCUGGAGUGGCAGAAACAGACCUCAGAGGGGCUGGAGGAAUAUUGCACGUUGAUUGACAGCUCCUCGUCCUUCAGAGCCUACCGAGCGGCUCUGUCUGAGGUGGAGCCUCCGUGCAUCCCGUACCUGGGUCUCAUCCUGCAGGACUUGACCUUCGUCCACCUGGGGAACCCCGACUUCAUUGACGGGAAGGUCAAUUUCUCCAAACGCUGGCAGCAGUUCAACAUUUUGGACAGCAUGCGGCGCUUCCAGCAAGUGCAUUAUGAGCUGAAGCGCAACGAAGACAUCGUCUGUUUCUUCAACGACUUCAGCGACCACCUGGCGGAGGAGGCUCUGUGGGAGCUGUCGCUGAAGAUCAAGCCCAGGAACAUCACCAGGCGCAAGACAGAGCGCGAGGAGAAGACCUAGGGCCCCCGCGGGCCGCCUGAGACUGACCUCCAACUGUGCUUCAUGACACUAACUCCACUUUACUACAGACUGAGAGAAAGACGAAUGGAAGCGAUCCGCCGGAGCUAAUGGGAGACUCAUUGUGGGGGGCGCAGAACAAACUACAGAAGCAUGGCCGAGGUUUACAAAGAGCUCUGCUGCUCUGGGAGAUUAUAAUUGGGAUUACUGUGGCUCCGGCGUUUAGACGGGGAGAGAUUCAGCGACUGAAACCAGAGGAAAGCCCGGAGCCGAGGAGGAGUGAGGAAUCGCAGAGCGGACAGGGAGACGCUACGGAAAUAACCAAAGUCUGCUCCCUGGGCUCUGUUCUAGAGGGGAGCUGCUGCGCGUGUGUGUGAGAUUGAGCUGAAUGGUCCAUUACUCUCCCGAGUUGCUCCUCCCUCUUCCUUUUAUGUAUGUGCCAUGUGUCGGUCAUCUUCUGGAACCCUCUCCUCGACUCAUGAGUUCACCCUCCAACAGCAGACGCUCGACAGCUGCCCCGAACUGUGACGUCGGCACGCAGGCUGCAGCCCCGAGAACGUGCUGCGUGAGGGAGGGGAGGGGGGGGGGGGGCGAGGGGGUUUGAACUCUGAGAGGAUGACCACGACAGACUGGAACUCAUGAGUUUGUUUUUUUUUUAACCAUUUUGUGUAAGACUCAUGUAUGGUUAUGAAAUGUAUUAUAUACAGUGCUCCUUUUGUUCUUAGAAAGGAUGUUUAUGCUUCUGAGAAGAGCUUAGCUUCUCCACAGUGCCAUACGUAUGUGCACUAAAAAAAAGCAAAAAGAUAAAUUACUAAAGAUGCUGUGAUCUAUGUAUGUCAUACCGAAUCAUCGUGUGCCGUGUUCAAGUGUAGAGAACCAUCAGGCAACCGCAAUCAUGUCCCGGUCGCGUCGCUGUGGAAGAGUGCUCGCGUGUGUUUGUCCUUCAACAAUGUGCUGUAGUAAAUCAUUUGGAUUCCUUUUUUGGGAUAACGGUCAGAAAGCAACACAUCACACUGUGCUCUCACACUCCAAUAAACCAACAGCUGUUUCUAUACACACACACA
This is a messenger RNA of Cottoperca gobio, 4899 nucleotides long. RefSeq names its product Rap guanine nucleotide exchange factor (GEF) 1b (gene rapgef1b). The transcript has 27 exons. Gene Ontology annotation, molecular function: guanyl-nucleotide exchange factor activity. Gene Ontology annotation, cellular component: plasma membrane. NCBI's taxonomy places the organism in Eukaryota, Metazoa, Chordata, Actinopteri, Perciformes, Bovichtidae. The coding region runs from base 233 to 3838 and encodes 1201 amino acids. The record is from RefSeq and is a predicted model, not a curated record. Gene Ontology annotation, biological process: Ras protein signal transduction.